UCUUUUAUCGAGGAGGAGAUAAAUAAAACGUCGAUAGGUUUCUUUCUCUGCAUAAAAGAUGAAGCAGAGAAACUAUUUGAUCAAGUCAGUCGUCGUCACUCUCCCAGCUUUUAUCGUGAUUUAUGCAUCAUGCACAUAUCUACAAACUGAUUUGCUUCACAUCUUUUUAAACUAGCAAAAACAACUACUGUUCAUAUUUGUUUUAGUACCCAUAAUUAUUAAUACACCUAUACAAGGGGUGGCUACUUAUCUCAUCAUCAUCUUCUAUGUGGUGUGUUUGAAUUUGAGAGAGAUUUCAGAGAGAGAGAGAGAGAGAGAGAGCUGGUGAUAGAUGGAGGACAACUACAAUGGUGAUGAUGAUCAGAAUAAGGGUAUUGUUAGGGUGUGCACAGAAUCACAAUCAGAUGAAGGUGAUGUUGUUGGUGAGGAGUUAGAGCAGGAGGUUCUAAAAAGGACGAUCUCAGGCCAUCCACUGUAUGGGCUGUUGAUGGAGAAUCACAUCAACUGUUUGAAGGUGGGUUUGGGUGAAAAUAUUGGAGAAAUUGGAGUCACAAGUAUUGAAAAGGACAAGCUCAAGGCCGCUGCCAUUCCCACUUCUUCAGACCUUGAUCAAUUCAUGGAAGCAUACUGCGACGCCCUAAACAAGCUUAAAGAAGCCAUUGAGGAUCCUAUAAAAGAAACGACAUCUUUCAUCACUGAUAUGUAUGCUCAACUCGAGGAUCUCAGUGCCUCCAAAAAACCUCAUUAACCCGUACACCUCAACUUGAGGAACUGCGUGCGUGGCUACA
This is a messenger RNA of Prunus avium (sweet cherry), 788 nucleotides long. It is a transcript of the gene KNATM, whose product is annotated as KNOX meinox protein. Lineage: Eukaryota; Viridiplantae; Streptophyta; Magnoliopsida; Rosales; Rosaceae. Gene Ontology annotation, cellular component: nucleus. Gene Ontology annotation, molecular function: DNA binding. The record is from RefSeq and is a predicted model, not a curated record.